This is a messenger RNA of Leptonychotes weddellii (Weddell seal), 8610 nucleotides long. NCBI's taxonomy places the organism in Eukaryota, Metazoa, Chordata, Mammalia, Carnivora, Phocidae. The record is from RefSeq and is a predicted model, not a curated record.
GCUGGUGAGCAAGAGUCUGGCCCGAGUUAGCUGGAGCUGUUGCCAUGACAAGCAUUUUCUUAAGAAAGCUCUGCUGUUGAGACCGUCCAAAGCUGGGGGUUGAGGGGGGGAGCACGAACUUCCUGGGGAACCAUCCCUACGAGGAGAGCAAGGCCAGAGACACCCGUCCAGCUCCCCUGCACCCAUUUUCUUCCAGGAACCUGAGAGGUCCUUCCCUUUGGGAGGGCCGGGGGAGGAGACCCAGCCCACUCCCUGGCCGUAGCUGGAAAGGCGAGAGGGCAGAGGCAGCAUCUCUAGCGUGGUUGCCACACUGGGGAGACCGGUGGGUGCUCACCCCCACCCUACCCCGUCCAUGGAAACCCGGAGGGAGAGUCCCGCUUGGAGAAGCCUGGAUCUUUGCUAGAAAGAGAGAGAUCCAGUUGUCAGCGGUAUCCAGGGAGCCCUCCUCUUCCUCCUCCUUCUCCUGCCGCCUCUCUACCAUCGCAGUUGCUGGUUGUUGCUAAGGUGGCCUCCAUGGUAACAUGCACAUCCUGUUUACACCUCUAUCUGGGCAAGUUGGUCUAAGCUAGGAACCUACCUACCCUGGACAAGCACUUCCAUCACUACCUGGGGACAGCAAUCAUCGUGACACGUGGUCUGGCUUCCACUCAGUUCCCCCAUCCUCUUCCUCCUCUCGCUGCCAAGCUUCACACACAAAAAGGGAUCUGGGCUAGAGGCUGCUCCUCCAAAGCCUAUUGCACAGGAUCUAGUCCAUCUAUUUCCUAACUGGGCUCCCAGAGAAGCAAGAAGUAAGAAGAAGUGAGGCAGAAAGGCAGGCGUCCCUGAUCAGUUAAAGGGAAACUCCACAUUUUCUCUGGUCGAGGGGCUUGGUAACAGCAGACAAAAUGACGAACCCAACAGAACAUGCCUUGCCGGCCAACUCGAUGGUCGAGAGCCAUGAAGGGGACUUUGGCUGCACAGUAAUGGACCUGAGGAAGCUCAUGGAGCUGCGUUCCUCUGAUGGAAUCGACCAGAUCAAUGUCCACUAUGGAGGUGUAAUGAAUCUCUGCAGUAGACUGAAAACCGACCCUGUGGAAGGUCUGUCUGGGAACCCUGCAGACCUGGAGAAACGUAAGCAAGUGUUUGGACAGAACUUCAUCCCCCCCAAAAAGCCCAAGACCUUCUUAGAACUAGUGUGGGAAGCCCUUCAAGAUGUCACACUCAUCAUCCUGGAGAUCGCAGCCAUCAUCUCCCUCGUCCUGUCCUUCUAUCGCCCCCCUGGGGAAGAAAAUAAACAGUGUGGUCUACCUGUAAGUAGCCCAGAAGAUGAAGGAGAGGCGGAAGCCGGCUGGAUUGAGGGGGCAGCCAUCCUAUUCUCCGUGAUCAUCGUGGUGCUGGUGACUGCCUUCAACGAUUGGAGCAAGGAGAAGCAAUUCCGGGGGCUGCAGAACCGCAUUGAAAAGGAACAGAAGUUCUCCGUGAUCCGAAAUGGCCACAUCAUCCAGCUGCCCGUGGCUGAGAUCGUGGUGGGUGACAUCGCCCAAAUCAAAUACGGUGACCUGCUGCCUGCAGAUGGGAUCCUGAUCCAGGGGAAUGAUCUCAAGAUUGACGAGAGCUCUCUGACUGGGGAAUCAGACCAUGUCAAGAAGUCCUUGGAAAGAGACCCAAUGCUGCUCUCAGGGACCCAUGUCAUGGAAGGUUCUGGCCGGAUGGUAGUAACUGCCGUGGGUAUCAACUCCCAGACUGGAAUCAUCUUUACCCUUUUGGGAGCCAGUGAGGGAGAAGAGGAGGAGAAGAAGAAAAAAGGUAAAAAACAAGGAGUCCCUGAAAAUCGCAACAAAGCAAAGACUCAGGACGGAGUGGCCCUGGAAAUCCAGCCACUCAACAGCCAGGAGGGGAUCGACAAUGAGGAAAAGGAGAAAAAGGCAGCCAAGCUGCCCAAAAAGGAGAAGUCGGUGCUGCAGGGCAAGCUGACGCGCUUGGCUGUUCAGAUUGGGAAAGCCGGCCUCAUCAUGUCUGCUAUCACGGUUCUCAUCCUGAUCCUGUACUUUGUGAUCGACAACUUCGUGAUACAACGCAAACCAUGGCUAUCGGAGUGCACUCCCAUCUACAUCCAGUACUUCGUCAAAUUCUUCAUCAUCGGCAUCACCGUACUGGUGGUGGCCGUGCCAGAGGGGCUGCCACUGGCCGUCACCAUCUCGCUGGCCUACUCUGUGAAGAAAAUGAUGAAAGACAAUAACUUGGUGCGUCACCUGGAUGCUUGUGAGACCAUGGGCAAUGCCACGGCCAUCUGCUCUGAUAAGACCGGCACGUUGACCAUGAACCGCAUGACUGUCGUACAGGCUUACAUCGGAGACACUCAUUACCAUCAGAUCCCAAGCCCCGACGCCCUCGUGCCCAAGGUCCUGGACAUUAUUGUCAAUGGCAUUUCUAUCAACAGUGCCUAUACCUCCAAGAUUCUGCCUCCGGAGAAGGAGGGAGGCCUCCCGCGGCAGGUGGGCAACAAGACCGAGUGUGCCCUUCUGGGCUUUGUCACUGACCUGAAGCAGGAUUACCACGCCGUGCGCAGCGAGGUGCCCGAGGAGAAGCUCUACAAGGUGUACACCUUCAACUCCGUACGCAAGUCCAUGAGCACGGUCAUCGAGAAGCCCAGCGGGGGUUUCCGCAUGUACAGCAAGGGCGCCUCCGAGAUCAUCUUGCUGAAGGGACCCCGGACAGGGGCAGCUCAGCAGGCCUCACCGCCCCCACCUCCUCCUUACUCUCCACAGGUACCCGAAGCUAUUGCCAAAUGCAAGCGAGCUGGGAUUACUGUCAGAAUGGUGACAGGUGACAACAUCAACACAGCCCGGGCCAUCGCCACCAAAUGUGGUAUUAUGACACCUGGGGAUGACUUCUUGUGCUUAGAAGGCAAAGAAUUCAACCGACUUAUCCGCAACGAGAAGGGAGAGGUAGAGCAAGAGAAACUGGACAAGAUCUGGCCAAAGCUUCGAGUCCUGGCGCGAUCAUCCCCCACGGACAAGCACACAUUGGUAAAAGGCAUCAUCGACAGCACUGUUGGGGAGCAGCGACAGGUGGUGGCUGUCACUGGUGAUGGCACAAAUGAUGGGCCUGCUCUGAAGAAAGCAGACGUUGGUUUUGCCAUGGGUAUUGCAGGCACAGACGUAGCAAAGGAGGCAUCAGAUAUCAUCCUAACAGAUGACAACUUCACCAGCAUUGUGAAGGCAGUGAUGUGGGGGCGAAACGUCUAUGACAGCAUCUCUAAGUUUCUGCAGUUCCAACUCACUGUCAACGUGGUAGCCGUGAUCGUGGCCUUCACUGGAGCCUGUAUCACUCAGGAUUCCCCACUGAAAGCCGUGCAGAUGUUGUGGGUUAACCUAAUCAUGGACACUUUUGCCUCAUUGGCCCUGGCCACGGAGCCUCCUACAGAGUCUCUGUUGAAGCGUCGCCCCUAUGGCCGAAAUAAGCCUCUGAUCUCACGUACUAUGAUGAAGAACAUCUUGGGCCACGCUGUCUAUCAGCUCACCGUCAUCUUCUUCCUCGUCUUUGCCGGUGAGAAAUUCUUUGACAUUGAUAGUGGGAGGAAGGCGCCUCUACACUCGCCCCCCAGCCAGCACUACACCAUUAUUUUCAACACCUUUGUGCUGAUGCAGCUCUUCAACGAGAUCAAUUCCCGCAAGAUCCACGGGGAGAGGAACGUCUUCGCGGGCAUCUUCCGCAACCUCAUCUUCUGCGCCGUGGUCCUGGGCACCUUCAUCAGCCAGAUUCUCAUUGUGGAAUUUGGGGGUAAACCCUUCAGUUGUACGAAGCUCACCCUGUCUCAGUGGUUUUGGUGUCUCUUCAUUGGCAUCGGAGAGCUGCUGUGGGGCCAGAUCAUCUCCACGAUACCUACCCAAUCCCUGAAGUUCCUAAAGGAGGCUGGGCACGGCACCACCAAAGAGGAGAUCACCAAGGACGCAGAGGGGCUGGACGAAAUUGACCAUGCAGAGAUGGAGCUGCGCCGAGGCCAGAUCCUCUGGUUCCGGGGCCUGAACCGUAUCCAGACUCAGAUCAAAGUGGUCAAAGCGUUCCAUAGUUCCCUCCAUGAAAGCAUUCAGAAACCCAAGAACCAAAACUCCAUCCACAACUUCAUGACCCACCCUGAAUUCGCCAUAGAUGAGGAGGUGCCACGAACACCACUCCUGGAUGAGCACGAGGAGGAAAAUCUUGACAGUCCUAAGGCUGGGACUAGGGUGCUCCUGUUGGACGGUGAGGUCACGCCAUACGCCAACAAAAACAACAAUGCGGUGGACUGCAGCCAAGUGCAAAUUGUUGCCUCCCACUCAGAGAGCCCUCUGCACAGCCUGGAGACAUCUGUUUGAACUUCAUUCUCUGACUCCCAUCCCCGCUUUCUCCAUGUCCUUUUUCAUCUAUCCCAUCAGUAAGGUGACGAUGGGACUUUUCACUGUCAUGUCAGCUGCUCCCAAGUAUGUGUGAACUCCCACCUGACCAUGAAGAGGCAAGAGCAGAGACCUACGAGGAUGUCGACUUAAACUUGAGCUGGGGUUUGUAGCAGGACCCAGUCAAACCCCAGGCAGGUAAUGAAUGGUAGGAUCUACUCCUUGGGUGUAUCAGUUGUCAUUUUUAAAGAAAUGAUGACAAUCCUCUUGGCAUCUACCCCAACCCAGACUCUCCUCAGUAUACAUACGUAUGUCACCAUCUCCUGACCUCUGGAUUUUACCCUAUGAGUCUGUGCCAUUUAUAAGCUAAGUCGAGGGUUCCGAGAGACAAAUGUCCCCAAAUGCAAUGUGUUGAGGUAGGAAUGGACUGUAUAGAAUCAGCCUAUAGAGUGAUUGUUUUUAAAAUGACUUCCCCAUUUUCAAAACUUACACCUAAAGCCCUCUAGCUCUUUCUGCCCUUCUAGUCAAACCUCCCUAAGGUUCUUUUGGUCUUUUGUGACCACUGUCUCCCUUAUCUUCACUCUUUCUUGUUCUUUUUUCUUUUUCUUUUUUUUUUAAGUUGUGAUGAUUAAGAAAGUGGAAUGGACAUGGCUGAAUUGAGUCCACUUUGGCCAUUCCCCCUUCUGGCCCCAAUGGAAUCCUUGGCUUAGUCCUAGAGGCAGAUAGGUUCUUUGCUAAUGGGAUCCUCUUGAAGCAAUUGAGAGCUGGUAAGAAUGUAUUUCUGUUGUUGCCAGGUUACCUUCCCCUUCUGAACUGCUAUCUUGUCAGGUGUGUGUCCUUUCUAAGUGCCAGGGAGAUCAGCUUUGACCGUGAAGCUCGCAUGUGUUCGUUAUAUAGUUUUUCCCAUAAGCCUGAGCUUUCUUCUGUUGCUAAAGUGGUGGCAAAAGAAUGGAUUGAGAAUGGCCCUGCCUCCUAACUGGACUGGGAUAUUAAGGACCAGCAGCUGGCAGGUCCACGACAAGACAGACCAUCAAAGUCAACUCUUGUGCCAUCCUCCCUGGGUUGACCACUCCUGCUUUCAAAGCCUUCCGCCACAGCUCUUCUGAGACAGGACCUGCUUGUUGCGGGAGUGCGUACUGAGAAGACUUGGGAGAGGCCGAGGGGCCAUUCUAGCAGGUUCUGAGAAACCAGACACCUUGAGCUUAGGCGCCCAAGUACCAGCUUUGACAUACCCCUCAGCUUUCUCAUUCUGCUCUGUCGCGGCCCCUAACUCGUCUGGUCUCUCAACAGGCCCCAACCUUUCUCACAUAUUCCGCAUUUGAAAAUACCCAUCCCAAGUGGGGUCCAGUGACAUUUUGCUGACUUAAAGGAGCAAAAGACCCACCCUGGAAAGUUCUCCUUCCUCUCUUCCUUUGCUCCCACACGCCCCCCUCGAGGCCCUCUCCAGAACGUGCUCAACUGCUGCACACGAAAGCCCUGUGCCUUCCUUCCCUGAACGCUGCCCAGAGCAUCCCCCGCGCGCCUGCCUCUCAGGAGGUAGGGACCUCACUAGGAGAUUUUUUUAAGUGUUCCUUAAUGGGACAAGGUGGAGCCACGUUUGCAGGAGCUCCAUUUUUAUCCCUGCUGGUGUUGACGUAAGCUCUUCUGUGCAGGGGCUCGUUAACUCACGUCUACCAAUUCCCAUGAAAGAAAUGAAGCCCGUUCCCCCUGUUUCAAGAGUGAUGGCAGUGUGGGGUGGGGCUUGAGGCUCUUACGAACUGCCAGACUUCCACUUGUGAGCGUAAGGUGGCCGGAACCUAUGCUCUCCGCCUUCUCUUCUCUUCGGGAUCCCUCCUCCCUCUCCCCUUCCUCCUGAGCUGUCCGAGGUAGGAAGAGCAAAGACACAAUACCCGCUCCACAUCCCCACUGCUGCGCAACCCGCCAGAUUUGACUUGGGUUUUGUAAAGGUCACAUGCUUCAGCAAUCUUUUCUCUGUCUUAAAUCCUCAUGUGGGAAUAAAACAGCUCACCCAAGGUGUUAGGUGUGCACAUAUAUAUUUAUUAAGUACAUUGGAAGAUUUCGUUCUGUCAAGUCUUUUAUUACCUCAGAUCAGUUUAAAAAACAAGCCAAUAACAAACUUCGGAGGCUAUUGCACCCUUCCUGCUCCCAAAAGACUCGUGGUGCCGGACAGGUUACUCUUGAGGGCUUGUGUCUACUUGUUUAAAGUCAAUGGCUUUUGUGUAUCUUUUAGUUUCCAUGGUAGGAGAGAAAAUAGAGAAUAUUAUGCAAAAAUAUAUAGUUUUCUUUAGCUCAGAAACGGAUAUUUUUGAGUCAGCCAUAUGUAUUUUGUUUAAAGGAUUUGAAAUAAAGUGCUGUCAUGUUACCCUGUGGAAGGAGCAUAUAACCAGCUGUUGGAUGUGACAGGCGACUUAGCGUAUUUGUGACUGGUUAUAAAACCAAUGCAACGUACUUCCUUUCUCCAAACAGCCAUCUUUAUACUUAGGGAAAAAAAAUGUAUUGGGUUCUAGACUUUUUUAAUAUAAAUUUUGUUGAUAUGGAAUUGAGUAAGUUUAAGUGUUUAUGUGCAUAUGUUUUUUAUAUAAGUUUUUUUCUAUUCAGUUUUAGUGAUCCAACUGGCAGUGAGUAAAUAUGGCGUAAGGUAAUAAAGCUUUCCCCCCAUAUGGUGCUUUCGAUCUGAAAAGGGUCUGAUGGGGAGAAGGGGAAAUAAUUCUCCUAGAGAAACCUAGGAAAGUGGGCAGUGGCCUGUGGAUGGGAAGGAAAGCAGCCAGUGAGAAAGGAGUGUGCGUCCCCCAUGGAGAUGGGCGCCAGGCCUUUUAGUAACUAGUGAUCAGGGUCGGGGGCCUUGGCUGGAUGUUGUUUUUUGACGAGUAGCUGGUAGAGUAGUACCCAAGGCGUGAAUAUCUCUCGGGCUGCAAGGAUGCUCUGAUUGGGGCUUUGCAUAUUUUAUGGUUCUUUCACGCAUGUUUUAUGGGUUCUUCACCCUGGGAGUUUUCCAUUAGUGAGUUUUUGUGCAAAGCUCUGAUUUGGGACUUGCCCUCUCCUAGAAAGGUUGUGUGCGAUAUAUGAGAUGGGGGAGAGAGUUCUAAGUGGAAGUCACAAAGGCCAGUUCUAACCCGGGGUGACCGCCUUGGGGCUAGGUCCUUCCCAGAGGUGCCCUCUGCCCUCUGAAAUGAUGACUCCCCCAUCCCUAAAGGUGUCAGAGAGACCACCUCGCAGUCCUUCUGACACUUGUGGGUUCUGUAGGGUCUGGGUUUCUUCUUCCACUUGAGCUUCAGAGGGGAGAGUUCGCACAGUUCUAUCUGAGCGAUUACCUCACUGCCGAAAACCGAAAACCUGGCGGGGGUGGGGGCAAGUCCGCAUGCAACCUCGAAAUGCCUCACCUCCUUUCUCUCCUGCUUUCUUUGCCUCACGAUCGAUCGAAGCAGCCCGUGAUACCAUCACCAAGUGCACACUUCCUCACUCUCCAUAUCUAGGGACCACCUACUGCAGUGGUGGGGACGAGGCACUUGUAAAUGCCUGCUAUUCUGAAGCCAUUCUAGCCUUUUCCUCAGAAUAGACCAGAUGCCCUUCCAUGUAGCUCAGUGCCAUGCUUUGCCUCCCAAGCCCUGCUGUCAGGCCUGCUGUCCCCUUUCCUCUUGAUGAGGAGAGACGGAGGCAAGUGAGCUCCCCGUGACCGAACUGGCCUUUGGUUCGUGUUUGCUCCCCAUCUGUAUAUAGGCCAUCUGUGAACAUGCCAUAUAUUAUAUGUGCCAACAAAUCUAUCUACGCUGUCCUUUUCAAAUCAGCACGCAGAUAGGAAUUUUGAGUUUCUUUCUUUCUUUUUUUUUUUUCAGUAACUAGAAUAACAAGCACUGGUAUUUUUGUAUAAAAAAGAAAAACAAAACAAAAGAUUGACUAUUGUGGUCUGCAUGACAUAAACAAACAUGGUGAUAUCCAAGCAAUGUGUACCCCAGUGUGUGUGGCCAUAAUUUGCAGUCGGCUUAACGGUGCACCCAAUCUGUAUUUGCAUUCUGAUAUUAUUUAAGCUCUUUGUACAAUGGUUUGCAUGUAUUUAUAUGGUUUGUAGGGAAAAAAAAUGCUGUAAACUGGCAAAUCUGAAAUUCAAAUACGUUGUCCACUGAGACGGGAAGAAGAGGAGUUUGAAAAGAUGGGGGAAAAAGGGAUAAUUUUUUUUUUUUUUGGAACCAAUAAAGCUUGUUGCUGAUGAGCAGAAACCAGACUGCCGUGCACUGAGAAUAAAAACCCAUGCCCACUA